AUGGCGCCGCUCCGCCGCCGCAAGGUGGCCGUCGCCGUCGACGACUCCCCCGGGUCCAUGCGCGCGACGCGCUACGCGGCGAAGAGCCUGCUCUCGCGCGGGGACGACGUCGUCCUCAUCAGCGCGGUGCACACGACGCCGAGCGCGAACCCGGGGGCGCGUCCGAGACGUCUUCGUUCGCGUCUUCGCUUCUCUCCUCUCACUCCUUCGGACGCGCCGACGGCGCGCUCCCUCACCCCCCCCCCGUCCUCCCCCUCCGCGCCGCAGGCGGAAGGCGAGCGCGUGCUCGAGCACCAUCGCGUUCAGCUCCUGAACACGAAGAUGCCCUCCGAUCGGAUUAAGUCCGUCGUCGUGAGGUGCAAGGUCAACGAGAGCAGCGCGCGCGCGGUCGAGCGCGCGGUGGACGCCGAGGCGCGUUCGAGUGUCUUCACACUGUCGCCGGACCACGUGUGCCUGGGGUCUCGCGGGCUGGGAAGCCUACAGACCGCGCUCUUAAACGCGGUCGGCUUAGGGAGCGUGGGCGAGCACGUCGUGAAAAACGUGCGCGUGCCCGUGACGGUCGUGCCGCUGUCCACGCCCGUGCCGGAGAACAUCACGGUGCGGACGGGCGUGAGCGAGCACGGACUGUGA
Molecule: messenger RNA, 630 nt
Organism: Micromonas pusilla CCMP1545
Lineage: Eukaryota; Viridiplantae; Chlorophyta; Mamiellophyceae; Mamiellales; Mamiellaceae
Exons: 2
Coding region: 1-630 (209 amino acids)
Source: RefSeq, a predicted model, not a curated record